Messenger RNA from Platichthys flesus (European flounder), 2294 nucleotides. It is a transcript of the gene ddx19a, whose product is annotated as DEAD-box helicase 19a. Lineage: Eukaryota; Metazoa; Chordata; Actinopteri; Pleuronectiformes; Pleuronectidae. The record is from RefSeq and is a predicted model, not a curated record. Bases 173 to 1621 code for a protein of 482 amino acids. The transcript is spliced from 11 exons. Gene Ontology annotation, biological process: poly(A)+ mRNA export from nucleus. Gene Ontology annotation, molecular function: RNA binding; RNA helicase activity; ATP binding. Gene Ontology annotation, cellular component: cytoplasmic stress granule; nucleus.
CGCCGGUGUUUCCCACGCACCCUGAAGGCGGCCUCAGUGUAGCGGGGCAGCAGCGGGUCAGUUCUGGACGAAACGUCACUUUCACGCCGGCGGUAUCAAACUUCUUUCAGCCCGAACUCCCCCGUGUCCGUGCGGCCCCGACAUUCAGAAACAACCCGGUUCCUGAGUCAGCAUGUCCGAGGACUCGUGGGCGGUGUCGGCGGACGUGCAGGAGGCGACGGCUUCAUCGGCUCAGUUUGACAUUUCAAAGAAAAUGUCCCGAACGAGGAGUUCACUGAGCACGAGAGGAGACAUAAACGGCAACAUUGUGCUGGGGGACGUUGAACGUGGAGACGAGCCGGGCCCGGCCGAUCAGUCCCUGCUGCACAAGAUGAUCCGUCGCUCUCUGGUGAGGAACCGGAACGAGGUGGAGGUCCUGCAGAGGGACCCCAACUCUCCUCUCUACUCCGUCAAGUCGUUUGAGGACCUGAGGCUGAAACCUGAGCUGCUGAAUGGUGUGUACAGCAUGGGCUUCAACAGACCAUCCAGAAUCCAGGAGAACGCUUUGCCCAUGAUGCUGGCACAGCCCCCUCUGAAUCUAAUCGCCCAGGCUCAGUCCGGCACCGGUAAAACUGCUGCUUUCUCUCUUGCCAUGCUCAGCCACGUUAACCCAGACAAUAAGUGGCCUCAGUGCCUGUGCAUCUCGCCAACGUAUGAGCUCGCUCUGCAGAUCGGUCAGGUCAUCGAGCAAAUGGGGAAGUUCUGUCCAGAUGUGAAACUGGCGUACGCCAUUCGAGGCAACAGAAUGGAGCGAGGCACUAAGUUGCAGCAGCAGAUUGUCAUUGGGACACCAGGCACAGUCCUGGACUGGUGCAUCAAGUACAAGUUCAUCGACCCCAAGAAGAUCACCAUGUUUGUGCUGGACGAGGCUGACGUGAUGAUCGCCACGCAGGGUCAUCGGGAUCAGAGCUUUCGAAUUCACAGGCAGCUGACGAAGGAUUGCCAAAUGCUCCUUUUCUCCGCGACCUUUGAGGACUCCGUGUGGGGUUUUGCCAAAAAGGUGAUUCCCGACCCAAAUAUCAUCAGGCUGAGGCGCGAAGAGGAGACUCUGGACACCAUCAAGCAGUACUACGUGGUCUGCAGGGAGGAGGAGGACAAGUUCACCGCGCUCUGCAAUCUGUACGGAGGCCUCACCAUCGCACAGGCCAUUAUCUUCUGCCGUACCCGUAGGACGGCAGCUUGGUUAUCUGUGAACCUGAUGAAAGAGGGCCACAAGGUGGCGCUGCUGAGUGGAGAGUUGGCGGUGGAGCAGAGAGCCGCGGUCAUUGAACGCUAUCGCAACGGCAAGGAGAAGGUGCUGGUGACCACGAACGUGUGCUCCAGAGGUAUUGAUGUUGAGCAGGUGUCACUUGUGGUGAACUUUGACCUCCCCGUGGACAUUGAUGGAAAUGCCGACAACGAGACCUACCUGCACCGGAUCGGCCGCACGGGCCGCUUCGGCAAAAGAGGAUUUGCUGUCAAUAUGGUUGACAGUGAACACGGCAUGGAUAUUCUCCGCCAAAUCGAGAUUCAUUUCAACAGGUCAAUCCCCAAACUGGACCCAAGUGAUCCGGCAGCGAUGGAGAAAGAGUUCAACCGUUAGCUCUUCCCCCGCACCGCCCGGCGCAGCUCAGCGCGUUACCUCAGCUGUGACUCGAGUUCUUACCAGAGUUUGUGUCGGCAAUUUAUUGUUUACAGAAGAAAUGCAUGCAAGUGUUGAUGCAUGCGAAACCAGUGUGCCAAAGUUCCCACUUGGAUUUCAUUUGAUACUGUGAUUUAUCACUGAAGUCACCUUAAGCCUUAAUGCUGCGUCUCCCAGAGACUUUAAACUAACCACUGGCUGUUAUAACAGCAUUUAAGAAGGGUGGAUAUAAUCCUACUGUUGAUGGUUUGCUGUGUUUGACUUUAUUUUAUUCUUUGUUUUGUUUUGUUUUGAAGUGUAUAAAUGGGAGAUGAGAAAUGUCUCAUCUCUAAAUCUUUGCAUGGUUUGAUAUAAAAUAUCCUUGAGUGACUUGAAGCGUUUUAACACUGCCAGUUUGGAUCCAGUGGUAGUUGAUAGUGAAUUCCCUGAACUUUAUUUGGUUGUUUAUCAGUUUUGUGUGGAUAAAAAAUAAAUAACUAAAGUUGCUCUCUCCUGUAAAAGCUCUUGAGACAGUUUAUUGACAACACUUUUUGAUUCUGGCUGUGUAUCAGCCGCUGAACUUCCUCAGAAUACACAAUACAUUUAAAAGAUACGACACCUGAAACAUCUGUAUUCUCUGGGCACUCUGUGAUUG